AACCAUCGGUAGUCACUACUCAGAACAUUUCCAGCAGAAGUGUAUGUCAGAAGUUUUGGGCGAACUCUAUUAGCUGCCUCAACCAGCUCACUGAUCCCACCGACCGCGAGACCUUCGACCGUUUGGGGCUUUUAGCGACUCGGACAACACGAUGGCGUCGGUCCCGGCAUUUCUGUGUGCGCUGUCCGUGAUCGUGGCUCUCGUCUCGGACAGCUUUGUGGCGCUGGCUGCCUUCUCUCAGUCCAUGGACAGCGACUUCACGUUCACGCUGCCCGCUGGUCGAAAGGAAUGUUUCUACCAGACCAUGAAGAGAGACGCCUCACUGGAGAUUGAAUAUCAGGUAUUAGAUGGUGCAGGUCUUGAUGUGGAUUUCUACAUCUCCUCUCCAUCUGGCCAACUGCUGUUCAGUGACUAUCGCAAAUCCGAUGGAGUGCACACGGUCGAAACCGAAGAUGGAGACUACAUGUUCUGCUUUGACAACACAUUCAGUACGGUCUCUGAGAAGCUGAUCUUCUUCGAGCUGAUCCUAGACAACAUGGACCAAGAUGAGGAGCCAGAUGACUGGAAGGAGUACGUCCAUGGGACAGACAUGCUGGACAUGAAGCUGGAAGACAUCAUGGACACCAUCAACGGUGUGAAGUCUCGGCUAGGGAAAAGCGUACAGAUCCAGACACUGCUGCGCGCAUUUGAGGCCCGCGAUCGAAACCUCCAGGAGAGUAACUUUGACCGGGUGAACUUUUGGUCCACGCUCAAUCUCGUUGUCAUGGUGCUGGUAUCGGGGCUUCAGGUCUUCCUGCUCCGCUCGCUGUUUGAUGAUAAAAGGAAAGUUCGUACAUAACACUGGCCCACGUGCACGGACAGAGAAAACGAACACACUUCCCUGCAGACACCUUUGGGAUAUUUUUCUCCACCUUGUGACUCUCAACAAAAACACACAGACAUUUUGACAUUUAUGAUAACAAAUGUGCCACGACUGUUUCUUUGGUCUUCAGUCCUGUGGAGUUUAUGGGACAACAGGAGUUCCUGCUUGGGAACAGGAAGUUUUACAGCCCACUCUGCUUUGAAACCUCAGGCUUUUGACUACAGGAUGAAAAUUGCUUUGUUUUCUAGUCCCACUAGCUGCUCUUUGUCUACGAAGAAAGUGGUAGAAGUAGCAUGUUUAUGAUGUGAGUAUUUUUUUAACAGAGCCUUGUGCCCCAAUGCUAAGAUGUCCUCUUUAAUAACGGAUAUGAUUUUUUUAUUUAAGCUGUAUGAAGAAAUAGUUAUAACUCUGAACUAUUAGAUCUAUUUCUACUGAACAGCAGAGAAAAACAGCAUGUCCCCCCAUAUGUUACGUUCAUCUGCUUGUUUCCAAAAUGUCUAAACUAGGAUACCUUUGUUGUUUUCUAUUUAGUCUGUGAGGCCUCUGAGAUGUUUUCCAUUUUGUGAACAUUUGUCUUAUUAAUGAAUAAAUCUGUUACUGUUUUACUUUUAUGCCAGUACUGAAAUGUUGUUUUUGGGCCGCAUCGCUUUAUUUAUUAAUGGAAAUGGAAGCAGGCAAUGUCCAAACCUCUACCCCACUGUAGAACGUCUGCCCUACUUCACGCUGCCGUGACCUGGGAGCUUGUAGCAUGCAUGCUCCACUUCUUCACUACUGUGGAGCCUCAGCUGCUGGCAGGUAUCUGCUUACAGGCAUCUUCUGUGUGAGCCUGCUUUUCUCUGUGCAGGCAAGAGUCUAUUUCUAUCUUCUGACACCUAGAAGGUUAUUACCACUAACAUGUGGGUGCACUGCUCAGUUUAAUAUGACUAAGACUUCCACUGCCUUGGUAACAUCAUCUGUCUUGUAUUAAAACUAAACUGAUGAUAACACUGCCUUUGGUGUCAUAGAAUAAGUUAUUUCUUUAUUUUUCAUGCUUUGUUUUCAUUUUGUACUUUAAUUUAAAGGGUUUAUUGGGGCCCACAAACAGGUCACAGGUUUUUAUCUCGUUUAUUUGACAAUGUGUUAUGGUGACUUGUGAUUGGAGCUGAAAGUGUUUUUUUUUUCUUUGUGUUUACUGAUCUCCACAGACGGAACCUUGUCACUCACCUCCUUGCUGAAGUUAAACUUUGAAGAGUGAAACUGAUUUAAUUUGAUGGCCAUGCUGUAGGUAUAUAUGUCUCAUGUCUCUGAGUUUGGUGUAUAUCUGCUAUACUAUGCACAACAUCUGAUUCCAGGAAAUGUUCGUCCUUUAUGUCUUUGUCACUGCUCAUUAUCAUCCUUCACACUUCUGCCCAACUAAUCGCCCAGUGGUAUGCAAUGUUUAAGUACUGUGUGAUGAGAUUCUGUUUUUUGUGCAAAUGACAAUUUAGUAUUAAAACAAUAAAACCUGUUUUUGAU
Betta splendens (Siamese fighting fish) is the source of this 2356-nucleotide messenger RNA. RefSeq names its product transmembrane p24 trafficking protein 5 (gene tmed5). The transcript is spliced from 4 exons. Gene Ontology annotation, biological process: intracellular protein transport; Golgi organization; endoplasmic reticulum to Golgi vesicle-mediated transport. Bases 152 to 838 code for a protein of 228 amino acids. The record is from RefSeq and is a predicted model, not a curated record. Gene Ontology annotation, cellular component: endoplasmic reticulum; Golgi apparatus; endoplasmic reticulum-Golgi intermediate compartment. NCBI's taxonomy places the organism in Eukaryota, Metazoa, Chordata, Actinopteri, Anabantiformes, Osphronemidae.